AUGAUCCCUAGUGUCGAGCCUAAUGAUGAUAAAGAUUCAAAGCAAAAGGAAGAUUCAGAAAAAAGGAAUCAGGAAAUUCGUGCCAGUAUCCUAGCUCAAAUCCUUGACCAAGAUGCGAGAGCUCGUUUAAAUACUGUUGCCAUCACGAAACCAGAGAAAGCUAAAAUGGUUGAAAAUUUGCUCAUCAACAUGGCUCAAACUGGACGUAUUGCAUCAAAGCUGAAUGAAGAGCAGUUAAAACAGAUCCUCCUGCAGGUUUCUUCCGGCACACGGAAGUCCACCACAAUAAAGGUAGGAUAUUUCAAUUUCUAGUUUCGCGAUUUGCAUUUACUUAGUUCGAUCGUCGUCGUGCAGCUAUCGAUUCAGACGAGGAUUCACUCUAACGCAAGAUGAAAAGCAGGAGAUUUUAUGCAGAUCCAUUUAUUUGUAAUUGAAAAAUUCAUACCAUUGUAAAAUAAUGAUAAAUUGACUUGCACUUGUUUUUCUAAAUUCUCUUUGUAAGCUGUAUAUUCUCCACAAUUUAAGUUUUAUACUCCUGUGAUUGCGAAAGUAUAACAAUUAGCACCUAGUCAAAUUACUGAAUAUUUUUCAGAUACUCAAACGCUUUUAUUAGUCAACAUCACGUCACAACAGUUAAUUUAUAAUUGUACCAUUAGACUAUUAGCUUCCUAGUUUCAUACUUAUUUAAAAUGAAUUUUGGAGCUAUGUGAAAGAUGCAACUGGUGAUAAUACUCGCAAAUGUUAAGUUUCCAUGUUUACAUUAAACUUUUUUAUAAAAUGUUCGAUUGGACACUUUGUUUGUUCUUUAUAGGCAUUACUGUAACGGAUAAUUCACUAAUUG
Messenger RNA from Schistosoma turkestanicum, 841 nucleotides. NCBI's taxonomy places the organism in Eukaryota, Metazoa, Platyhelminthes, Trematoda, Strigeidida, Schistosomatidae. The record is from the annotation of a GenBank genome assembly.